GUGCGGUGGGAGCGUCCCCGCCGCCCCCCUCACUGUCCCGGGUGAAAACUGAGAUAGUGAGGGGGGGAAAGGCAAUGAGAGGACACACCGAAGAGGAUAAAGCUUUAUGUAUUUAGCUAUUCUGCCGUUUUUAGACACUUCAGACGUUUUCUUGUUUCGUUUUCACCCGCACAAAUCAAUGUGCAACAGUGCGUCCACGUCCAGCUCGUCUGGAAAACGUCGUAAAUCUCCCGAAUAUCCUAACAGUGGAUUGCAGUCUGACCGCGGAAGGUUAGCGCAACUAAACUAAAGUUAGCCCGCUUAGGCUAAUUUAGCCUGUUUCAGCUAACAAGAAAAAAACACACCAAAAGACAGACUUGUGACAGACGGAGUUACGGUUCAAAGUAGCGCUGCGGCGUCGUUUGUAAGUAGUAAUGUAUCCUCCCGGGGUUAGUUUCAGGGACGGAUGAGAAGGAAAUAGUCGACUGGUAAACAGCGAGCUUAGCGUGCCCGACGAUCGCGGCUAUGUUGGGGUUGACUCGCUGCUCCGGCAGCCCGUGCGAGUCCCGAGGCUGGCCGCACUCGGUGCUGUGGAGGCUCGGGGGCUUCUUCUUCCUGCUGCUGCUGGAAGGCGCCGGAUGCCUCGCCAACCCCGGCCACCCCACGACCGUAAACAACAGCCCCGGUAUCAACAUAUACAUGAGUGUGGAGGAGGUGAAGAAGUUUUUAGGUUUAGACGCAGAGCUGUACUAUGUUCGAAAUGACAUGGUGAGCCAUUACGCGCUGUCUUUCAACAUGCCCGUGCCAACGGAGACCAACAGCCUUUACUUUACCUGGUAUUCCAAGUCCAAGGUUGACUACCGGCUUGCGUUCUUCAUAGAAAACCCUGUUGCCUUGAGCCCUCCGUCAGCUAACAUCUCCAGUCAGGGAGAGAUGCCUCGUCUUCCCUCUGUCUUUCGAGUGGACAUGGACUGCUCAGGCAAACUAGAUGAAGAGGCAUUUUUAACGAUGCAGCUCAACCUGACGAGUCACGUCAACUACACAGUGCUCAACUUCAAGAGGAGGAAAAUGUGCUACAAAAGAUUAGAUUCAGAUCUGAAGAUGCCCUCCGUUAAUGGAACCGCUCCACCGAGUGGCUUUGAUGGAGUUCCCACCCCCACCACCUCCACCCAGGUCUUCUACAUCAGUGUGAGCGUCUGCUGCAUCGUCAUCUUUCUUGUUGCCAUCAUCCUGGCCAUCCUCCACCUUCACAGCGUGAAGAGAGUGGAGAUGGAAGACAGUGUGAGCGACAGUGGAAGUUCACAGGGUCUGUCUCAACCAUCCACACAGACCACACAGUACCUGAGGGCCGACACUCCUAACAAUGCAGCUUCCGUCACCAACAACCACCCUGGUUCUGCACCCAUUCUCCAGCUUGCUGCCUCCUCCUUCCAAAACCCAGGCGUUCCCCCUCAUGAAACCAAAAGCUAUCCAUCUCUUCGUAUAGAGAAGAACGACCUGAGGAGUGUAACUCUGACAGAGGCCAAAGCUAAAGUGAAAGACAUUGCCAUCUCCAGGGACAGGGUAACAUUACGGGAUGUCCUACAUGAAGGCACGUUUGGCCGUAUCUUCCACGGAGUGCUGCUGGAUGAAAAGGAUCCCACAAAGGAAAAACAGGUCUUUGUGAAGACGGUGAAAGAUCAUGCCUCUGAGGUGCAGGUGACCAUGAUGCUGACUGAAAGCUGCAAACUUAGAGGACUCCAUCAUAGAAACCUGCUGCCCAUAAGCCAUGUGUGUAUAGAGGAUGGGGAGAAACCCAUGAUGCUGCUGCCCUUCAUGGCCUGGGGGAAUCUCAAACUCUUUUUGCGCCAGUGCAAGCUAGCUGAAGCUAACAACCCUCAGGCGAUCUCUCAGCAGGACCUGGUCUACAUGGCCAUCCAGAUCGCGUGUGGAAUGAGCUACCUGGCUCGCAGGGAGGUCAUCCACAAAGACCUCGCUGCUCGGAACUGCGUCAUUGACGACAACAUGCAGGUGAAGAUCACAGACAAUGCCCUGGCUCGAGAUCUGUUUCCUAUGGACUACCACUGUCUGGGGGACAACGAGAACCGUCCGGUCCGCUGGAUGGCCCUGGAAAGUUUGCUCAACAACGACUUUUCCAGCGCGAGUGAUGUGUGGGCCUUUGGAGUGGCGCUGUGGGAACUCAUGACUUUGGGGCAGACCCCCUACGUCGACGUCGACCCCUUUGAGAUGUCGGCUUACCUGAAAGACGGCUACAGAAUAGCACAGCCGAUCAACUGUCCAGACGAACUGUUUGCAGUGAUGGCUUGUUGCUGGGCCCUGGACCCGGAGGAAAGACCCAAGUUCCAGCAGCUUGUUCAGUGUCUCACAGAAUUCCACGCUGCUUUGGGGGCCUACGUGUAACGAUGGGCAUUUUCAGCUAGGAAAGACGCAGCGCCACUAAAGGCUGGUGGAUGCUACUCCCACGAAGAAAAUGUGCCUCAUCAGAUGCAAGAGCAGACUUUAAUUAUCCUCACAGUUUAUAAUUUGUACAUUUUCUCUAGUUUUAUUGUUUAAUGACCUUUUUACAGCAUAGCAAAGUAAAAAGAUUAUUUUAUAUGUUUCGUUUGCUUUGAAAGCAUCUUCUUCUCUGAGGACCACAACAGUGGAAGGAUGUCCUCUUUCAUAUAACUCAACAACUUUAAUGUUUUGCUGGACACUCUUACAGUUUUCUACAGGUUAUAGAGUGAAGCGCAGGCGUGUUUCAGCAGAAUGGCUCGGGUACGAGAAGGAGCUCGGAAACCAGCUUUCUGAGAUCUCCUCAGAUGGUACUGUGUUUUUUCUGGAUCAUUUUCCUUUCCUGCGAUUUAAUUGUGCCAACUCUCAGAGGAGACAUCCCCGGGGGGGGGGGGGGGUAAUAAUGCACCACAGCUCCAGUUUCACUUCAACAAAGCUUCAUGUAUGAACCAAGGGCUUGUUUCAUUCCUGCCUAUAUUCAUUUUUUGUACAUAUCACUUACACUCACAACUUUCCCACGUCUUUUUUAUUUUUUUAUUUUAUGAGCUCGAUUGUUCUGUCAGAACACGGCCAUUCAGAAGAUGCUCCAAUCUGCUUUUUUUUAAACGAGAACACCCGUUAUCACUGUGAAAACACAAAGCAGCAACACGGCUGCACCUUUAGCAUCUUUGUUAUGCGUUUUUUUGGCCACUGCAUGAGGUUGUAAACUGUUUCCCAAAUCCAUAUCCACAAAUUAAAUGGGAUCUUGAAAUA
This is a messenger RNA of Nothobranchius furzeri (turquoise killifish), 3225 nucleotides long. It is a transcript of the gene ryk, whose product is annotated as receptor like tyrosine kinase. Gene Ontology annotation, biological process: axonogenesis; positive regulation of kinase activity; multicellular organism development. The record is from RefSeq and is a predicted model, not a curated record. NCBI's taxonomy places the organism in Eukaryota, Metazoa, Chordata, Actinopteri, Cyprinodontiformes, Nothobranchiidae. Gene Ontology annotation, molecular function: protein kinase activity; ATP binding. Gene Ontology annotation, cellular component: signaling receptor complex; plasma membrane.